Molecule: messenger RNA, 1319 nt
Organism: Bradysia coprophila
Lineage: Eukaryota; Metazoa; Arthropoda; Insecta; Diptera; Sciaridae
Molecular function (GO): protein binding
Source: RefSeq, a predicted model, not a curated record
UUGUAUUCAGAUUUCAGUUAUAAUUGAAACUUCGGAGUGGCAAGUAGGGUCAAAUUUUAACAGUAAAUUUUGUGGAUCAAAAUUGUACAAUUCAAUAAUUUCUGCCUUACGCACUGCAAUACGAUAUGGCGACCGAAUCAAACGUAAUAUUUUAUCAAACUACAAAUCCCAAACGCUUGACGAAAACUUUCACCGGAAAUUCCAUCUGGAUAGCAUGUUUCGUGCUCGUUUGCAUGCAACCGAUACCAGCUGUAUCACCAUUCCAUCUCAGCUUGAGAGGUGAAGGUAGCGUUAACAUACUGGUCAAAGGUCAAGGUCCCAUCGAAAUUUCUAUCGAUGUGAACUCCGCAGAUUCCAGCAUUGAUCAAUCAGUUUCAGAUAAAGGUGCAUCGAUUAAACAAGUAGACGAUACACCGGCACAAAUAGAAGCAAAAACAUCCUGCACAGAUUCACAGAUAAAACAAAUUGAGACGCCCGCACAGCCAACCGAAAAAGUCGAUCCAAGAGAAUUAGUUCUACAAGCAAUUUCGAAUGACGACGAAAAUGAAACGAAAUCGCUGAUCGAACGAUUUUACGACAACAUGAAUGGUGAUGAGGAUCUUCGUCCGAUCUCUGCUGCUGCCGAGAGAUGCUCAUCUAAAGUGGCUGAAAUGUUAAUUAAGAACGGAGCAGAUUUGAACAUUGUAGGCGGAGGUGGAUGGCGUCCAAUACACGUGGCCACUUAUGCAAAUUGUAAGGAAAUUGUCAAUAUGCUGGUCGACAAUGGUGCAGAUUUCUAUGCAAAAGUCGAUCUUGGGUAUUCAGCAGUAGACAUUGCUCUCAAUGACGGUCGUUACGAGAUUUUUAAGUUGUUUGUUGCGUCGUUUACAGAACGCGCCAGGAAUAGAGAAUACUCGCGGGAAAGUACUUCGGAAGCGGACUCAUCGGGAAAUAGAACGGAAGAAGUUUCAUCGGACAGUGCAACGGAAGAAGUUUCAUCAGACAGUGCAACGGAAGAAGAUUCGAGUGAAGAUGAAUCGGAAGAAUGGGAAGAAUACCCAUUGAUAGACGAGCCGGAAGAAUUGGAAGAACCCUUAUCGAUAGAUCAAUCGAGGUGGUACAGUGAUGAAUCAGAGGAAGAGUGGUACAAGAGUAUGUUAUACGAGGAAUAUCCAGAAAUGGUCGGUCGGCUGUUGGAAAACCAGGCCAAUAAAGAGUCGAGAGGUGAAGAAUCUGACGUAAAAUUGAACUUAUUGGAAUGAAAACGUUUACUAUACUUGUGCAAUCUUUGGGUGUAGUUCCUGUAAUUCUGAAGUUCAAUAAAGAAUUCUAAUUGAAAA